Ictalurus furcatus (blue catfish) is the source of this 1533-nucleotide messenger RNA. It is a transcript of the gene npm1a, whose product is annotated as nucleophosmin 1a. Gene Ontology annotation, molecular function: RNA binding; chromatin binding; histone binding. Gene Ontology annotation, biological process: ribosomal small subunit biogenesis; ribosomal large subunit biogenesis; ribosomal large subunit export from nucleus. The record is from RefSeq and is a predicted model, not a curated record. The transcript has 11 exons. The coding region runs from base 101 to 979 and encodes 292 amino acids. Gene Ontology annotation, cellular component: nucleoplasm; centrosome; ribonucleoprotein complex. NCBI's taxonomy places the organism in Eukaryota, Metazoa, Chordata, Actinopteri, Siluriformes, Ictaluridae.
GGGCGUGUAGACGCUGGAGAACGGAUCCGCGUGACCCUCCUCGUGUGCUGUAGAGGUUUUACUACACCGGCUUUUCAUACAAGUUCCACGGAGAGCAGAGAUGGACGCUGAGCAGAUGGGCCCUCAGACUUUCCUUUACGGCUGCGAGCUGAAGCAGGGGAAGGAAGUGAUCUUUAACCCCGAGGAUGACGACUUCGAGCAUCAGCUGUCUGUCAGGAUGGCGUGCGUUGAUCCGGCCACCAAAGACGAGCUGAAUGUGGUGGAAGUCGAGGGCCAGGACUCCGAGGGUCAGAAGGUCAAAGCCGUGCUGGCCACGCUGAAGCCAUCCACCAUGCCGAGCGUGUGUCUGGGUGGAUUUGAGGUCAGUCCUCCUGUUGUUUUCCGUCUGCGCACCGGUUCGGGUCCGGUUCACAUCAGUGGCCAGCACCUCAUCAUGAUGAGCGGAGAUCAGUCUUUUGAUGAAGAUGAUGAAGAAGAGGAGGAGGACGUGAGGACAGCUGUGAAGAGAGGUGCUCCGGCUGCUGCGAAGCCAUCAAAAAAGAUGAAGAUGGAAGAGGAGGAGGAAGACGAUGAGGAAGACGAUGAUGACGAGGAUGAUGAGGAUGACGAGGAGGAAGAAGAGGAAGAGAGCGAAGAGGAGACACCUGUGAAGGCCAAGAAGCCGGCAGCCAAACCGCAGACGCCUGCUCAGAACGGCAAAUCCAACACACCGGCGCCCAAACAGAACAAGACACCAAACACUGGCAAGAAGAACGAGAAGAAACCACAGACCCCCAAAAGCCCGAAGACACCCAAAUCUCCACAAACACCUCUCAGCAUCCCUGAGAUCAAGGCCAAGAUGAUGGCUAGCAUAGAGAAGGGAGUGAUGCUGCCCAAAAUUCAGCCCAAGUUCGAAAACUAUGUGAAGCACGGUUUCAAAGUAACCGAUGUGAAGGUGAUUGGUGAGCUGUGGCAGUGGAGACAGACCGUGUCGAAAUAAUCCAACAUUUUAUUUGGUUAAAUUAUGUCUUGUCUCUUUUUUUUUUUGUUUGUUUGUUUGUUUGUUUUUCUCCCUCCUGAGUUCUGCAUGAUAUCCGUGCCAUUCCUUUUUAAAAGUUCCUUUAAAAGUCACUUUAUUCCACGUGUGUUUGUUUUUCCUGAUUCAGACCUGCCGAAGUAUAAAGUCGUUCCUUCUCACAGAAGGAGCUUCAUAAUGUUUUAUUUCACUUUUUUUAAUCUUUAGUUUUCAUUUAUGUUCAGAAACUCCUGCUAGUUUCUGGUUCCUCUGAAAGGCCACAUGUUCUAAUUCUGAUCUUUUAAACUUCAUCAUGAGUGCAGCUAAGAGAGGUUGUUUCUGAACAUUUCCCCGUCGUGUGAGUUUGAAGCGUAUGCAGCUGUACUUGGGAAUAUACUGUAAAAUAGCAGAGGUUGGACGUUUAUCUCCGAGAAAAUCCGCUCUCUACCCGAUGAUUUGGGAUAAAUGAGAUUUGUUGUACUUUUGCAAUGAUAGAAUUUUACGGCGUAGGAAUAAAGGUUUUUUUGGAAGAAAAAGUU